Prorocentrum cordatum is the source of this 9891-nucleotide messenger RNA. The record is from the annotation of a GenBank genome assembly. Lineage: Eukaryota; Dinophyceae; Prorocentrales; Prorocentraceae.
AUGGGACCUGCCGACGGCCGGCCCCCGAUCGCGGUCCUCGCGGUGGCCCUCGCCUGGGCUGGCUGGCGCGCCGUCGAGGGCUCGCCCGCCUGGCUGGAGGCGGCGUGCCCUGCGGCGCCCCAGUGCCCAGCCUGCCCGGCCUGCGCCUGCCCGCAGGUGGAGCUGCAGGGCCCGUCGCCUGGGGGACAGGCUGUGCGGCUGCUGCUGCCGCCCGUGCUCACCAACCCCUUGGGCGCCGAUCCGCUGCGGUUAGACAUGGCGCGCCUCCCGCUCGACGUGGAGGCGGAGUGGUACAGUGAGCUGGCCUUCGGCCAGUAUGGCGCCGUGGAGUGCGACGGCGACGGCGUAGAUGACGAGAGUAGCUUCCUCCAUCUUCUCGGCGAUGACGUUUGGUGGAUCUUUGGGCCAGACGGCGAUGAGUACUUCCUGGACGAUGGCUGCCAGGGCUUUUCGAACGGCACCGUGCUCAGCCACCAGUUGCCCGCCAUUCGCGUGCCGCCGCCACAGGAGGUAGGCGUUUCGGGGACGUCGAAGCGGCACUUCGCGGACGAUGGCUCCGCCAGGGUGGUGCAUCUGCCAGUCGAGGUAGGGUAUCUGGCGUACGGCUGCGACCAGGUGAGUCUGGGUGCUCCGACGGCGCUGGAAGUUUUGUGUGAGCGACUGGUAAGCUUCGUGGCGGCUCACGCUCAUCCGCGCGUCGUGCCGUGGGAGGUAGCGGAGUGCUACGCUGACGUGCAGCCCACCGAGGCGCAGGCGGCGGCGACGGCAGCGCGGGCAGUAGCGCUGGAAGCGAGGGGGUCCCCCGACCCUGGUCGGCUUCAGGGGGCUGGCGGCCGCCCCGGACUGGCGGCCUCGCGGGGGCAGCGAAGCUUGUUUCCGCUCCCUCUGGUGCCGUUGGAUUCGGUGCGCCCGGGGCGCGGCAGCGAUCGCCUUGUGAUGGUGAACGACGCGCUGAAAGCAUUGAACCGGAUGGCAGGCUGGAAGGAGUUUUUGUGGGCGGAUCGCGGCCCAGACGGUCUGCCCGAUGACGUGCAGGCGGACGUCCAGUGGAGGGUGUGUGAGUUGGUUAAUAGCUGGUACCUGCGCCAUCCGCCUCUCAGCGACGAGGCGGCUCUCAAGAAGUUACUUCAAGGACAUUCCCCAUAUCAGGCUGCGGGUUGUCCGACACGGGUCACGUCCUUCAAGCUCGACCUCCUGAGCCUCCCCGGCUCUGUCCGAGGGUGUCCACUGAUCGCGGACGUGGCGCCCUCAGAGGUUAUCGGAUUCCUGGGGGACUAUCACGAGCGCAUGUUGGCGCCGCCCGUUGAGAAAUACGAAACGGCCCCCUACUUCGAUCCCAAGCCACGUUUUAAUCAGAAAGAAUAUCAUCGACUCCUCCGCCGUUUGGCAGACAUUGGCGUCAUUACUUGGACCAGUUCCCCGAAGUGCCAUGUGGGUCUCUUCACGGUCGAGAAGGAUGGCGGUGCAGCCCAGAGGUUGAUCGUCGACGCCAGGCGGGCCAAUGAGUGCUUUCAGGCGCCGCCCGGGGUGUCGCUCCUGAGUUCGGAGGGCCUGUCGAGAAUAGAGGUGGAGCUGCCCGCGAGCGCGCCGCUGGGGCCCGGACAGGCCGCAAAGUUGUUGGAGGACUUCUGCCUCUCGAUCGGCCUCUCGGACGUCUCGAACUGUUUCCGCAGGUUGCGCGUGCCAGCUUGGCUGUCUGACUACUUCUGCCUCCCUCCUGCGCCGGCUCACGUGAUGGGCGCGUCGGGCGCGGAGGUUGACGGGAGUGUUCUUGGCCGCGCGGAGGCAGUGACGCCGUGCUGGGCCGUGCUCCCCAUGGGCUUCACCUGGAGUCUAUGGAUCGCUCAGAUGAUCAACGAGACCACCGUGACCAAGGUGGCGCCCUCUCUUCCUGGAUCCCCUCUGCACGAUCGCGGGCCGCCGCUGGUGGUGAGACCUGCCCUGGGGGAGGAACGAGACCCGCUCAGUCACUAUGUGUAUGUAGACAACCUCGGAGUGAUAGGCGUCUGCGAGGCCGCAGUUGGCGACGCGCUCGAGCAGCUGGGGGAGGGCUUCAAUCGCGAGGGGCUGCUGCUGUACAAGUCGGAACGCUCGCGCGGCGGCAUCGUCGCGCUCGGCGCGGAGCUCGACGGGGCGGCGCCGCGGACGCGCGUCACGCCCAAACGAUUCUGGAACAUAUGCCAGGCUUUGGGCGCGCUGCUGCGGCGCCGGCGGGCCAGCGCGCGGGCGUUUGAGGUCGUCUUGGGGCGCUGCACGUUUGCCGCCUUGUGCUGCCGAGGCCUGCUCAGUGUCUCCCAUUCGGUGUAUGCCUCCGUGGAGCGGGGCCGCGCCUCAGGACGGGCGGGGCCGCUGUGGGACGAGUGCCGCUCCGAAUUGCAGGCCUUCAGGUCGCUAAUGAUCUUCAUGUUCAGUGACUGGCUCCGAAGCUGGAACGACCUGGUGGCCCAGACCGACAGUGGCCUUGAGGGGUGCGCGGUGGCGCAGGCGUUCUGGCCUUGGCAGGCCGCGCGCGAGGCUCGGCCGAGCGAGGGCCAGCGGGGGCUCGAGACGCUGGCGAGCCAGAGGAAGGCCACCUUGCGGCCACCAGGCGCCCAGCCGGCGCUGCGCGGCAGGCUGAGUGGGAGGCGCCACGGAAGGACCCCCUCCGACAACGAGGAUCGCCUGAAGCCCGCGCCCAGGCUGGCAGACGUCGGCGAGAGCAGCAGCACCAGCGGCGAGGGGGGGCCACGGCCUGGCGCCGCGCUGAGAACAGCGCGGAAGCGCACGGGCCGCCAGAGAGGACGAGAGCAGCUGAUCACCGUCCUGACGGCCGCGGCCGGGGGCGGCCACCGCUCCCCCGGCGAGAGCUCGGUGGCGCUGGAGGUGCUGGAGCGAUGCCAGAGCCGGUCGGCGGGCUUCGACUUUUCGGAAGGAGAGCGCCCGCGGGUGCACGGCGAGCUGGUCGACGGCACGCGAAUGGGGCACCUCAGUUUCUUCCUCUUCAUGAGCCGGGGCGCCAGCGAGGGCAUUCAGAUCCUUGCAGGCCUGAUGUCUUCGACGGCGGAGCUCUCGAGGGCCGGCCGCUGCGGGCCCCCCCGGGCCUGCCGUUGCCGGAGGGGCUGGCGGCAAGGGGCCCCCGGCCGCAGCUGGCGCAGCUGGUCUCUGACGUUGUGGGCUGGACUGGCCAGGAUGUUGACUGGCCUUUCCCCUCUGCAGGCCGCGGUCCUGCGGUCGGUCUCGCUGGGCAGCCGCUGGAGGCCGAACAAGCUGAUGAGUCUCAAGCCGCGUGGUACGAUUGCGCCUGCAGGUGGCAUCUCCCUUUCCUCGAGCCUGCUGUUCUCCCUCUCACAGCGGAUCGAGCGGAGCAGGGCCACCCGCAGCGACGUCAGCAUCGAGAUGGACUCGCCGCUCUUGCGGUUCAUAAGGCCCGUCCAGAGAGUGAUGGCCGAUGGGCCGAAGGACGAGAUGGUUCGGACGGUCGCGUAUCUCCAGAGCCCCCGGAAGCCGAACGUUUCGCGGGACGAGCCAGGCAUCGCAGAGACGAUAGUGCAGCACCAGAGGCGGCACGUGGGACCGUCGAUCGACAUCUUCGGGCAGCAUCGGACGGUGUCGGAGGCCCAGCGUCGCGGACAGAGUGGAAGCAUCAUGAGUGUCCAGCGGUGCGACGAGGGCGUCAGGUUGUCGAGGAGUUGGGAGCUGCUCCCAGACAGGAGAUCCCAGCUGCUGGAGGCAUUUGGAGCAGCGCUCGAGGACAUACCCCCCGGCAGACCGCACGACGUGGCGCCCCAUUGGCGGGGCAUUUCAAGAGUCGCUACAUCUUCGACCUUUAUGCGGGGACUGGUGGCGUCGCGCGGGCCGCAGUCCAGCAAGGUUGCAAUGCUCAUGCGUAUGAUCGGGCCCAUGGGCCCAGCGAGGGAGAUGCUCACCCCCAUUGGGGGCCGGCAUCUGCCCUCCCUCGUGCCUAGAGCAGCGCCCCGCCGCGAGGACACGAGCGACUGGAUGCACUCCUUCGUGGCGCGGGCCAGCUUCAACCUGGGCUACAUGCACCAAUUCGGACUCGGCGCGGUGCUGAUGGCGGACGAACGCCCGACAGUGCUGAUGCCGGGCGAGUGCUUCCGACAUCCCGUCUUGCAUGAUGACGGGUCCGACGCGGGCUCUGUGGUUGGCGUGGUGCGCAGAGUGAUGUCGGACAACCCAGGGGGCACCGCCUACGAAGUGGAAUACUUUGCUGCUGGAGACCAAUACCUGUCAUGGUGGCUUAACUCACGGAUUGCGAAGCGAGAGAAGAUGAUCUUACACGUGUGUCGUGGGCCAGUCUCGCGAUGUCGCUACACGGCACCGCGGGCGGGGUGCCAGGUGUUCCACACCAGAGCGCCCCAGAGGCUCACGGCCGUUCAGGCAGCCGAGCGGCACAUGGCAGUGCUCCAGCACGAUGAGGAUUGCCCCGAGCUGCCGGCUGAUGUCGCUCUGGCCGCCUUAGAUGAGGCUGAGGCCGCUGAGGAGGACGAGGAGCCGCCGCCGAGUCGCGCCGCUUUCGCUGGCCCGGCCAGGAAGCGCCCCGCCGGCGUAGGCAAGGCUUGGGGCGACCUGGUGGAGCUCGACGGCGAUGAGGAGGCCGACGAGGCGGACGCGGACGCCUUCGCUGAGCUCGACAGGGAGCUCGCAGCGCUCUCAGGCAAGUCCGAGGGCACGAAGAGCUCGGCGAAGGACGGCUACCUGGAGCGCCUCAACAAGUUGCGGGAGAAGCUCGCGACAGUGCGCGGCCCGGAGGCCGCUGCGGGCGGGGCCACGGCCGCCGCACCCACCAAGAAGGCCAAGCUCGGCGAGGUGGCCCAGGCGAGGAUGACUGGACAGGCGCCGAGUGCUGCCGCUGCUGGUCCAGCAGAUGGCAGUCGUGCUCGCGGCUCAGGCGGGCGGGCAGUGCUGAAGAGGCUCGCCGAGUACCUGAGUCAGAAGGGCGACGACGACGACGGCCUGUUUGACAGUGAUGAUGAUCGCGUCCCUGGCGGGCGCCCUGUGGCGGCCCGCCGCCUCGCGUACAAGAAGAUAGCGGAGAAGCAUCCAGGGCGCCUCUCGAAGAGGGAGAUGGAGAACGUGGCGCAGUUUCUGGACCAUGAUGAUGCUGGAGGUGUGAACAAGCAUAGCCCCCUGGCGCUCAAGUUCUUGCUCCAGGUGCUGAAGCCCGCGCACCCCAUUCGUGAGAUUGGCGAGGACCGGUACCGCGAGCUGCGGACGCUCGCGGAGAGUGCGGACCUCAUAGUCUCAGGCAAGCCCAUUCACGCCCUGGACUUCAUCUUCAGCAGGAUCAAGGCUGUCCAGAAUACCAUACGGGAUGGCCAUUCGAGGACGGCGAAGUGGUUCGAGCUCACCCCCCCCGACAAUGGUGGAUUGAGCCUCUCAGUUGAGGACGAGGAGCUCGCCGCGGGCAUCGAGGCCGCCGAGGUGCGCAUGGCCCAGCUGCUCGGGCGCCUCGGGGGCCGCGGCGUCGGCCAAGAACGCGGCGAAGCCGAGCGAGCCGCAGAGGCGGGUCGUGCUGAGGCAUUGAGCGCGAUGAGUGACGCGGCUAUCGGCAGCGAGGUGGCCGCGCUGACCUUGGGCCAGUGGAAGGCGGACAUCGCCUCGCGCAUGUGCCGCAGCGGCCCAAGCCAAAUGACAAUGCUGGAGAUCGGUUUCGGGAUCCUCACCAGUGUCAGGAGAAUGCCAAGUUGCAUUGGAGAUUUCGCUAGAAGGUUCCCUGUGGGCGUCGCGCCACAAUCGCCGGAGGCUGGUGUCGGGCGUGAUGUGCUGCCCCUGCCAGUAAGGGAGCCGGCAACCUUCUUCGCCUGGGAACGUGAUCUGAAGAGAAGAGGAAUGUUGGACGGUGAGGGAUCCCCCGUGGAUGUUACGAAGUGGCCAGCUGCUCUAAAGAAGGAGGCCCAAGCCAUGGCGGUCGAGGUGUGGACUUUCCUGAGCGCGCUGGGCCUGAACUACCUUUACCUUGGGCACCUGAGCACGGACCGCUGGGAAGCAGCCGGGCGCCUUUCUGAGGUGCAGGCCGCCAGCCUACGUGUGAUCGGUGAGGCGGUCGAGUGGCGCGUGGGCGACGCGUUGGCGGCGGUGGACGUCCCGUUCUGGCCUCAGGAGAUGAAGAAGACGAAGUCGAGCUACGAUCUGGAGGAGGACUGUCGGGCGCUCCCCUUGAAGUUCGGCGAGCUUGAGCCCGGCCUUCCCAAAGCCGAAGAUAUCGGCCGCUUGGACGUGCUGGACUAUGUGGGGCCAGAGCUCAAGGAGGUGCUCACCAAACCCGAGAUGUCGCUCUUGCCGGAGGCCGAGUGGCCCGAGUCGCCUCCGAAGGCAAAGGUCAACGUCGAGAAGCUGGAGGACUGGUGGGCCAUCGCUGCCAAGCUGGUGGAGCGUGGACUGCUGGCCCCUAUACCAGCUGAGCGCAUCUUUGUGGCCCGCGGCCGUCGCGUCACAAAUUGGUUGUUUGCUGCGACGAAGUCGGGGGGACUCAGUGACUCUGGUACCCUCGCCGGCGUGGGUAAGCAUCUCCCUUGGCCCAGAGGGGUGCUGCUCUGGAGUGGGGACGACCAGAAGGGAGCUUUCUUCGUGUACCGCAUCCCUGCGCCGCGGCUGGGCUACAUGGCGAUCUGCACCCCAGUCCCCGGCCAUGUUCUUGGCAUGAAGGCCAAGGAGACAGUGCUGCCCAUGGGCUGGGUGCACAGCGUCCCCAUUUUCCAGAGCGUCCACCGGCGGGUCGCGCUUCUGGGUCGCCCUGCUGGCGCCGCCCUCCCAGCUGACCUGGAGUGGCGGCGCGACCGUCCUAUCCCCGCCGCUGCAGCUGCUCCCCUGUCUCAUGAGGGCCCUCGCGAGUGGUGGAGUGCGUACAUCGACGACUUCGAUAACUGCGAGACGGCUGGGUGCAAGGAGGCGCUCGCGAAGGUGGGCACUCCUGGCCGCCUGCAGGCCCUGAUGAGGGGGAGCUACCAGCGGAAUGCAAUCCCCAUCGGCGUGGACAAAGCCAACCAGAGGCAGCUCUUGGUCACGCGGAUGGGUGUAGAGGUGGACGGGAUCUCAGGCAGGGCCGCCAACAAUCCGAUAAAGAACGUGCAGCUGUACAGCCUUACCAUGUGGCUCCUGACAAAAGAGAACCCCCAUCGGGAACCAGCUCCUCAUUCUCGUGGGACGCUGGGUGAGGGCGCUAGAGUUUCGACGUCCUCUCUUCGGGGUGUUCAACUCGGCGUGGGAGCAGAUUGGCUCGGGCCGUACUGUGUUGACCAGGGCCAGCCUGGACGAGCUGAUGCACAGCUGCCUACUGAUGCCCCUCGCUCCACCAACCUGAGGGCCGCUACCACGAGCGUCGUCUCGUGCUCUGACGCCAGCGAGGGCGGUGCUGGUAUGUGCACGGCCGUGGGGCUCGCAGAGGGGGCCGCGAAGUUCCUGGCAUCUCUCGGGAGCCCUGAGACCUGGGGCCAUCGCAUUGCCAGCUACACCGGCUCGUGCUCGAUCGAGCCGACCAGGAUCGCCCCAGGGGCUCCGCCGCGCGUCCUGUUGGUGAGCUUGUUUGACGGCAUCGGCGGCGCUGCUGUGUCGCUGGUGCGCGCUGGUUUCGAUAUCGUAGGCUACAUGGGCAGCGAAGUCGAUAAAGGGGCUCGCCGGGUGCUGAGAUCGCGCUGGCCUGGCCUGAUCGAGCUGGGCCCAGUCGAGGAAAUUCACGACCGACAGCUUGAGGCUCGGGCAAUGUUCCAGGAUCGGAUUGUCGCCGUGGUCGUUGCGGGAGGCAGCCCUUGCCAGGACACGAGCGGUGUGAACGCCGACCGACAGGGCGCACAUGGCGCUCGGAGCGGCCUGUUCAAGCGCAUACCCAAGGUGGUGAGCGCACUGGCUCUCGUCAUGAAGGUGCCUGUCCAUUGGCUUGUGGAAAAUGUACUCUCAAUGAGCGCAGAAUCCCUCCAUGAGUUCUCCCGCAUCCUCCAGACUAGGCCCAUCAGCGUGUGCAACUCCUUCUUUACCGAGAAUGGAAGGCCACGUUUGUACUGGUUGUCUUGGAGAGAGGCGGCCCUCAAGCUCCCCGGGGCGCACGUGGAGCCCAAGGCCAACUACAACCUCAUGAGGGCGCUCCAGGUCCCGAAGGCUCCUGCUGGCUCUUGGGUUGCCGCAGGGUGCUCCAGGGCCUCGGACGAGGGCCCAGUCUGCACGUUUCUCCAGCGGCGUGAAAAGACUGUCCCGUACAAGCCUGCAGGUUUAUCGACAGCGAGCCCAGAGGCCACCCAGAGGUGGACCCAGGACCUGCACGCGUACCCUCCGUACCAGUACGAGCUAGUUCACAUGAUUCGGGACUCCAGGGGGGACUUGAGGCCCUUGUGUGCCACGGAGAAGGAGGUGCUCAUGGGGUUCCCUCGCCACUACUCGUCGUCCGUAGCCAGCUCGGGCUCCAGCCGUGGCAGCGUUGAGAACGAUCGCUGCAGCCUCUUGGGGAACGCGUUCGCCUGCUGCGUCGUUAGCUGGCUGUUCCUCGGUCUGAAGUGCCAGUUGGGCUGGCCCGUCAGGGCGACUGACCUCGAGGGGAUCACGAGCGAGUUGGAGGUAAAGGACUUGCUCGACGAGUCGGUGGAGUUCUCGAGGGACCCCAUCAAGGAGACCCCCAUCGGCCGCAAGCUGGUCGAGAUUUUCUGGACGAUUGCCGAGAAGUCGGGGAGCGACGUCCGCCUCGACAUCGGUGUGCCUUUCCGCCCCAAGGCGUGGCCGCGAUCCUCGAUCGACCCGGCGCUGUGGCGCUGGCGGCCGACGCUGUCCUUUCCGUGGCCGAAGUCGUCGAGGGAGCUGCAUAUCAACGCGCUCGAGUUGAAGGCGGUGAACGCUUCCUUGCGGCACAGGACUCGCACUACAUCGCUCAGGAGCGUGAAGGUUCUGCACCUUGUCGAUUCCCAAGUUGCGGCUUCGAUACUGACCCGCGGCCGCACGUCGCCGGGGAAGCUUCGGGGACUCGCUCGACAGUACGCUGCUAUACUCGUCAGUUCAGACUUGUAUGUGGGCGUUGGGUAUAUCAAUACCAAGCUCAACCCAAGUGAUCGGCCGUCCAGGGAGUUCUUGAUUAAGAAAUGGCGCCGAAAAAGAGUCCAAGUGACAGCUCGCGGCGGCAGGCGUCGCAGUUGGUUGCACGUGCGUUCUCAAUUCAGUAAGCGAGGCACGCGGCUGCGUGACCUACAGGUCACUAAAGCCACGCGGGAUCGGCACGUUCGAUGUGUCGGUCGCCUUUUUGUGUGGUGGAGAGCGCACAGUGUGAAGCUGUCCUCGCUCAACGACGCGGACAAAAGCCUCAGCUUGUACAUGGAAGCGUGCUGGGCAGAGCUGGAGCCGCUUUACCUGGCGGUCAAUGCGACAGCGGCUUUGCAGUGGACGAUGCCCUCCCUGAAGGGCAACCUGCAGCAGAGUCUGGCGGCCGUGAUCCUCGUCGGUUUCGACGCGUUCAUGCGCACAGGCGAGCUGCUGGUCCCGGUCCCGGCGGACCCGUCGGGCGUGCGGAUGCCCGUGGAGGUGAUGCUGGCCUUGCUCGACCUGCGGGAUGCGCUGUGGAGCCUGCCCACCGCGUCGGACCUGGCCGCCGCCCUGCUGGGCGACGCGCGGGCGCACCUGCUCGGGGUGCACGCCGUGGCGAUGGCCGUCCUCCUCGGGAUGCGGCCGCGCUUCCGGCCGCCCACGGCGAGGAGGCCGCGGCCAGCACGCCGCGCAGCCUGCCGGGAAGAGGCGCGCGGGUGCGCCGGCGCUGGCGGUGCAGGUGGCACCAGUGCCGCCGCGGAGCGCCGAGACGCAGCGGCCCCCUCCGCGGAGGAGGCGCGCUCUGGCGCCGCGCCCACUGCGGCGGGCCGCGCGGCGGAACGCGACGCGCGCGCGGGGGGGGGCCCGCCGGCCGUCGCCCGAGAAGCCGCGUAG